Serinus canaria (Common canary) is the source of this 1578-nucleotide messenger RNA. It is a transcript of the gene VSNL1, whose product is annotated as visinin like 1. NCBI's taxonomy places the organism in Eukaryota, Metazoa, Chordata, Aves, Passeriformes, Fringillidae. The coding region runs from base 161 to 736 and encodes 191 amino acids. The transcript is spliced from 4 exons. Gene Ontology annotation, molecular function: calcium ion binding. The record is from RefSeq and is a predicted model, not a curated record.
GCGCAGCACUUACCCUGAGCAGCUGUGCUCCUCAUCUGUGAUGCUAAACAUUGUCAGCACUGAUCUUCAUCCUUUUGUUUUUAAUAGGUAUUGUUGUGCACUGGGGCUAAAUACCCUUUGACAUUUGAUUGGUCUGUAAAGAAGCUUGUUUCCAGGCAAAAUGGGGAAACAGAAUAGUAAGCUGGCCCCUGAGGUGAUGGAGGAUCUGGUGAAGAGCACGGAGUUCAAUGAACACGAGCUAAAACAGUGGUACAAAGGAUUUCUAAAGGACUGUCCAAGUGGUAGACUGAACCUUGAGGAGUUCCAGCAGCUCUACGUAAAAUUCUUUCCAUAUGGAGAUGCUUCUAAGUUUGCCCAGCACGCCUUCCGAACCUUUGAUAAAAACGGAGAUGGGACCAUCGACUUCAGAGAGUUCAUUUGUGCCCUGUCCAUCACCUCACGAGGCAGUUUUGAGCAAAAGCUGAACUGGGCCUUCAACAUGUAUGACUUGGAUGGUGAUGGUAAAAUUACAAGAGUGGAAAUGCUGGAAAUUAUAGAGGCCAUCUACAAAAUGGUGGGCACUGUGAUAAUGAUGAAAAUGAAUGAGGAUGGCCUGACGCCUGAGCAACGGGUAGACAAGAUCUUCAGUAAGAUGGAUAAGAACAAAGACGAUCAGAUCACACUGGAUGAGUUCAAAGAAGCUGCAAAGAGUGAUCCGUCCAUUGUAUUACUCCUGCAGUGUGACAUUCAAAAAUGAGCUUGUGUACGACGCGUCAUAGACUGCACAGAAGUUUAAUGUUCCAUUCAGUUUGCAGCUAUUUCCACACACACAAAAAUUUGCUUGGACUACCUAUAAAUGGACUUGCUUCUUGUGUUUGAAACACUUGUGUGCAUGAGAAUGUCAUUUGCUAAAGAAUUUUAAAAGUAUAUAUUAUAAAAAUAAACUGCCACAACGUGAUGUGUGCAAUGUCAUUUCAUAACAACCCUCUUCCUCUGAAUCCUGUGCAGCAGGCCUGUGCUGCAGUGAAUUAUAUUAUUUAUUGUUCAUGUUUUACUGAUGCUAGCUCUGUGUCUCCUAGACUGAGUAAUGUUAGUGACACUGAAUUCCCAUGGUAAUGUUAACUGUUUAUUAUAAAUCAUGUCACCAUUCUGCUGUAAAGUAGUACUGGACAGACAGAAGGGAAGAGCUUCUCGGCUCCCAGGUCUGAUCCACACGUGCUUGUAUUGUCAGUGGAUAUAAAUGUACUUCAUUUGCAUGCCUUUUAGGUUUGCCUUAAUUCUUACCUCAUUUGCAUCCCUUCAAUAUGGAAAGAGCUAUGUCAGAGGAAUGCAGUAUAUUAAAAAAAAAAAGAAAAUCCUGCUAAAAUCAACCCUUUAAUUAAGAAUAUAUAUAAAUAUAUAUAUAUAUAAUGUUUAAAAUAUUGUUUUAUUGCAAGUUUAAAGGUUUUAUUGGAAGUGUAUUGAUCUUUGCCAGAAUUUUCAAAAGCUUCCACAGAGGUUGCAAUAUAUAUGUCCCAAAAUAAAUUUAUAACAUUUGACCUUUUCCCCUAAUUCUUAUUUCAUGUCUUCAGCAUGGUAAUAAAAAAAGAAAAAGUUCAA